AUGGGAAAUCAUUGCCCAUCGAUCACCCCUGUUUCUAUUGAGUUUUACGGGGGAACAAAUCAAGCCCUGAACUCAUCUUCGUAUGGGCAGUCCACUGUACCUAACGCUGUCAUUUGCGGGCGAGACUGCCAUGCUGACCCAAACUGCAAGUCGUUCAGUUAUCACAGGUGUAGCCGUGUAUGCGAAUUGCAUAGAGGCACGCGGCGCGAUACUAACUUGGUUGAGACAACAGGCAGCGUUUACUUUGACUCUCGUCAAGACACUCCCAACCUAUCGGUCGAGUAUCUCGACGAUAGGUACUGCAGUUGCAAGGAGCUACUGAAGGCUGGCUACAACACGAGCGGUGUCUACACAAUCUAUCCGGCUGCGUACUCCGGCGAUGGUCUGCGUGUUCACUGCGACAUGGACACGGCUGGUGGCGGCUGGGUUACCAUUCAGCGUCGGCAGGAUGGCAGUGUGAACUUCUUCCGCAACUGGACCGAGUACCGGGCCGGCUUCGGCAACCUAACGGGUGAGUUCUGGCUGGGCAAUGCGGCUCUACAAGGUCUGACCACGUUUGGGGGACCGUGGGUGAUAAGGUUCGAUUUCGAAGACUGGUACGGUAACACGGCUUGGGCAGAAUAUUCGGGGUUCCAGUUACUGGGCGGGGCCUAUACUCUUAGUUAUGAUGUUUACAACAAGAAUAGUACAGCCGGUAACUCACUGUGGCAAAUUGAGAACCGGCCAUUUCAAACUGAGGAUAACCAUAAUUCAUUCUUUGAUGUCCCCUCAGUAUGUCAGGGCGGCUGGUGGUAUGACUUUAUUCCGUGUGGGAAAGUCAAUCUAAACGGUGUUUACUAUUCCAAAAAUGAUCAGUCAUUUGACAGUACUGACGCAAUUAAAUGA
Molecule: messenger RNA, 885 nt
Organism: Patiria miniata (bat star)
Lineage: Eukaryota; Metazoa; Echinodermata; Asteroidea; Valvatida; Asterinidae
Product: ficolin-3-like
Exons: 2
Coding region: 1-885 (294 amino acids)
Source: RefSeq, a predicted model, not a curated record